Aedes albopictus (Asian tiger mosquito) is the source of this 7517-nucleotide messenger RNA. It is a transcript of the gene Toll-6, whose product is annotated as toll-like receptor 6. Lineage: Eukaryota; Metazoa; Arthropoda; Insecta; Diptera; Culicidae. The transcript is spliced from 2 exons. The coding region runs from base 1238 to 5617 and encodes 1459 amino acids. Gene Ontology annotation, biological process: signal transduction. Gene Ontology annotation, molecular function: protein binding. The record is from RefSeq and is a predicted model, not a curated record.
UUCAGGACAUCGAGCUAAGUUGGCCCUUGCCGAGUUGCAGUCGGGUGUGCAGUAAUUAAAGUCGACAGCCGCACGCCGAGAGGACCCCCUGGUGGCCCUAGAAGAGAUGCGAGAGUAACACCGGCAGCAGCACCAGCACCAGCACCAUUCUCGAUGCAGUAGAAAUUCUCGAAACAAAACGUUUUCGAUUACUGCGUGAAGACGAGAAGGUGAAGGACGAAGGGAAUCAUCCGUCGCAGGAUUAAACGUUUUUCGGGACUGGAACUGAAGCGAAAAAAGUUGUACAAUAGAGUCACGAGUUUCCGAACGAAAGAGCGGCCACAGCAAGAGCAAUUCCAAAUUGAGCGGAGGGAAGGAACUCGGAGGAAAAAACUCGGUGUGGAACUAUAUCAGCAUAAAUGAAAAUUAAGUGCAGUUUUGCGGCAGUCAGUCGGUCGGUCGUUCGGUCGGUGGUGGUGAAGAAAUCAGAGUGGAAUAAUAAACUGGAGAAGGCAAAACAGAGCGAACGGAGUGUGUAGAGAAUCGACAGUCAGCGGUAGAACAAACACCGAGAAGUGAGUGAAGUGUGGUACCACUACAGACGGGAGUGUGGAGACUUUGAUGCUCUGUUCGUACGGUAUCCUGUUGGGUUCGGGCGAGCUCGGGCGAUACACAUACCAGUGAGAGGCGUUCGGGUGGCUUCGGCUGGAUGAAGAGAAGGCCCGAAUGGCAUAGCUCAUAUAUACAAGUGGAUCGUACCGUCGAACAGUUUAGUACAACUUUAGACGCCCGCGAUGAAACACGUUCGCUUGUGACCCGUGCGUUCGGUGGUUCGUUUUUCGUGAUUUACUGUGACAACGAUUAGGUCGGUACGAAAGGUCGGUUUACAUACAGGACUACGAAAUCUGGUACGAAAGUGAUGUGAUAAACAGAUGAACUGGUCACAGGCUGGAAGAUUGAACAAGUGUCUAAAGUGGAUAGCGGGAAAACAUGAAACAUUGGCGCAGAUGAAAGAUUGUGUGACAUAAAACGCCUUUGCGGACUGCUCUUGUUGCGUUAGUUCCUUAAUGUUUAGUUUGUUCUCACGAGUUUGUGUUUUGGCGCAGAAAAGAAGGAGGAAAAAGUUUGCUUGUGAGGCGCCUGAAAAAUGAAGUGUAUUUAUCUUAAAUGAUUGAAGCAACCGAUAGAAGCAAAGAAGAGGUUCAAUUUAUGACCAGUGGAAGAAAGUGCGGAACGUGAGAAUACGCAGGGUGGAAAAAUGAGUCUUAUUACGCAAAAAAGCGAGUUGGUGGCGUUCCCGGCCUUGCUGCUGGUUCUGCUGCUCUCGGUCCACGUUAACUACAGUCUGCAGUAUGAUUCGGCCGAGGCUCGCUACUACCCGUCUAGUCCGGUGGAAUCGAAUCUGCGGUACGACGCCCCGGACGACUGCAAGUACCGCGUUACGCCCGAUGAUGAAGUGGAUCUGGUGUGUAAUUUAAGAACUGUGAACAGUGAGUUCGAUAAUACAAACUUUAGUGUGAUACCAUCGGAGCAUACGGCUUCUCUAACGGUGAUUUGUAACGAUGCCAUUAUGGCACGAAGCAAACUGCAACCCAAAUCGUUCGCUCAUCUAAUAAGGUUGAAGAGUUUAUCGUUGGAGCACUGCAAGAUAGCAAAGUUUGGGAACGACGUGCUGGCUGGGUUGAGUGAUUUGAGGAAUUUCACUUUGCGGACUCACAACAUAAACUGGCCGGAGCUGAAUCUGGAGAUCGAACCGGAGGUGUUUAUGCAUGCGAAGAACCUGGAGCAGCUGGAUUUCAGCAUGAACAAUAUCUGGUCGCUUCCGGAUCAUUUGUUUUGCUCGUUGAAUGGGCUGAGGUCAUUGAACAUAAGUUCGAACCGACUGCAGGAUGUGAAUGAUUUGGGAUUCCGGGAGAAGGUUAAGGAUGAAAAUGCCGGUCAUAACAAUACAACGAUUAGUUGCAACUUGGAUCUGGAAGAUUUAGAUGUUUCGAAGAAUCAUUUCGUGCUGCUGCCGGCAAGUGGCUUUGGAAUGCUGAAGCGAUUGAAGCUACUCAAGAUCCACGACAACGAGAUUUCGAUGGUUGGCGAUAAGGCAUUGAAUGGAUUGAAAGAGUUGCAGAUUUUGGAUUUGAGCUCCAACAAAAUCGUUGCUCUACCUACCGACCUAUUCAAGGAUCCUGCUCAAUCGAUUCAGGAGAUUUAUCUGCAGAACAACUCCAUCAGUGUUCUUGCUCCGCAUAUUUUCUCCAAGUUAGAACAACUACAAGCCCUAGACCUGUCGAUGAAUCAGCUGACUUCAGCUUGGAUCAACCGAGAAACAUUCUCCGGACUCAUUCGCCUCGUUUUAUUAAACCUCGCAAACAACAAAAUUACCAAACUGGAGUCGGAGAUGUUCACAGAUUUGUACACCUUGCAAAUCUUGAAUCUCCGUCACAAUCAGCUGGAAAUAAUCGCUGCUGACACCUUCUCUCCCAUGAACAACCUGCAUACACUACUGCUGUCUCACAACAAAAUCAAAUAUCUGGACGCCUACUCCUUAAAUGGCCUAUACGUGUUGUCCCUACUGUCCCUAGACAACAACAUCCUAACAGGAGUCCAUCCGGAAGCAUUCCGGAACUGCAGUUCCCUUCAGGACCUCAACAUCAACGGAAACGAGCUGACUCAAGUCCCACUCGCUCUCAAAGACAUGCACAUGCUGAGAACUGUCGACCUCGGCGAAAACUCCAUAACCGUCAUCGAAGAGCCCGGCUUCCGAGGAAUGGACAACCUCUACGGUCUCCGUCUUAUCAGCAACAACAUAGAAAACAUCACUCGCAAAGCAUUCAAAGACCUCCCGAACCUGCAAAUCCUCAACCUCGCCCGCAACAAAAUUCAAAACAUAGAACCGGGUGCCUUCGAACCGGCCUUCAGCGUGCAAGCCAUCCGGCUAGACGGCAAUCUACUCACCGACAUCGACGGUCUGUUCACCAAAAUGCCCAACCUGAUCUGGCUGAACAUCUCCGACAAUCGGCUCGAGCACUUUGAUUACUCGCAAAUACCCAUCCACCUGCAGUGGCUCGAUUUGCAUAAAAACGAACUGACCGAGCUGGGCAACCGCUUCGGGAUGGAUAAUCAGCUGUACCUGCAGACCCUGGACGCCAGCUUCAAUCGGCUUACGAAAGUAACCCCUUCCUCAAUCCCGAACAGCAUCGAGUUUUUGUUCAUGAACGAUAAUCAGAUUAUGCACGUGGAGCCGCACUGCUUCAUCCACAAAACGAACCUGACACGGGUGGACCUGUACGCCAAUCAGCUGACCGGGCUGGACAUCAAGGCUCUGCGGUUGCAACCGGUGCCGGACGAUAAGCAGCUUCCGGAGUUUUACAUCGGCGGGAAUCCGUUCGUGUGCGAUUGCAACAUUGAUUGGCUGCAGAAGAUUAACCACGUGACUUCGCGCCAAUAUCCGACGAUUAACGACAUCGAAACGGUGUACUGCAAGCUGAUGUACAAUCGGGAGCGGUCUUUUAUUCCGCUGAUUGAAGCCGAACCGAAGCACUUCUUGUGCAACUACCAGACGCACUGUUUCGCGCUGUGUCAUUGUUGUGAGUUUGACGCGUGUGAUUGUGAGAUGACUUGCCCGAACAAGUGCCAGUGUUAUCACGAUAAUAGUUGGUCGACCAAUGUGGUGGACUGCUCGGCCGCGGGUUACACGGACAUUCCGAACAAUAUUCCGAUGGACACUACGGAGGUGUAUUUGGAUGGGAACAAUUUGGUGGAACUUUCCGGGCACAGUUUUAUCGGGCGGAAGAAUCUGAAAGUGCUUUACGCGAAUCAUUCCAAUAUCGAGAUCAUUUACAAUACGACGUUUAUCGGACUGAGGCGGAUGAUGAUUCUGCAUUUGGAGCAUAACAAUAUCCAGAAGUUGUACGGUAAUGAGUUCAGUGCGUUGGAAAGCUUGCGGGAGCUGUACCUGCAGGGGAACAAGAUUUCCUACAUUGAAGAUCAUACGUUUUCGGAACUGAGAAAGUUGGAAGUGUUGCGUUUGGAUGGGAAUCGGAUUUCGGGUUUUGAAGUGUGGCAACUGGCGUCGAAUCCCUAUUUGGUGGAAAUUUCUCUGGCGAACAAUAUGUGGACUUGUGAUUGUAGUUUCCUGAACAAACUGAGAAUUUACUUGCAAUCGAACACGGAGAAGAUAAUCGAUGCCAAUGAGAUAAGUUGUGUUUACAAUAAUUUGACGAGUAUUCUGAAAGAGAAGAAUGGCACCAAGUGUACGUUCCGGGGGGAAGGCAUGAGUUCGAUAGUGCACACGCAGGAGAUUGAAGACAUGCUGCCGUUGUUGCUGGUGGCGACUUGUGCUUUCGUCGGGUUCUUCGGUUUGAUCUUCGGAAUGUUUUGCUACCGGAAAGAACUAAAGAUCUGGGCUCACAGCAGCUGUUUCGGAUCAUUGUGCUACAAAUCCGGAACGUUUGUCAACGAGUACGACAAGGAUCGUCUGUAUGAUGCGUACAUCAUCAAUUCCCUUCAAGACGAGCACUUUGUCAAUCAGAUCCUGGCUUCGACCUUAGAAAACGACAUCGGAUUCCGAUUGUGCUUGCACUACCGAGAUUUCAACAUCAACACCUACAUCGCCGAUACCAUCGUGGAAGCGGUUGAAAGUUCAAAGCGUGCCAUUCUAGUCCUAUCGAAGAACUUCCUGUACAACGAAUGGACCCGGUUCGAGUUCAAAGGUGCCAUCCACGAAGUGCUCAAGCGGCGCCGAAAGCUGAUCAUCAUCCUGUACGGAGACCUUCCGCAGCGGGACCUGGACGCCGAUAUGAGGCUGUACCUUCGAACGAACACCUGCAUCGAGUGGGACGAUAAGAAGUUCUGGCAGAAGCUCCGGAUUGCGUUGCCGCACGUGAAGAAGAGCAACUGCCUAAACAAACGGUCGGCGAUCAAUAUCUACGCGACGGCCAACGAGUACAACACCGCCACUACUGGGCGGGGAGGAGGCGGAGGAGGAGGAGUAGGAUUGGCAGCUGCAGCUGCCUUGGGACGUGGCGGUACGCUUCCGGCUCCGGGCCAUGGGCGGCUCGAGAGCCACAGCUACGCCACCAUCGGAGGCAACUGCCCGAGAAACUGUGAUAAUUAUGAUACGGUUAGUAAUUGUAAAUAUAAUACUACGCAACACGAGAGGCGGCUGAAUGACUUCAGCCGGAAGGUGACAGCGGAGCGGCAGCACGAGUAUGCGGUUCCUUCCAACUGUCUGCUGGACACGACGCACGAGACGUACAACACCAGCUGCGAGCGGAUCGCGGGCGAAACGUUCGAGUGCACCUCCAGCAGUAAGUACUCGACGUCGUCGCGGGGUUCCAGCGAGUGUUCACACUCGAUCGCCUCCAACCACCACGGAGGGCCUCCGCCGAUCCCGAACGGGGGGCCUCCGAACAUCCUGUCCACGACCUUCAUGGGCAACAAUUCCAGUGCUUCAAACAACUUGAACAGUAAUACCAGUAGUAGUUAUAACAAUAGCAGUAGGAAGCCGAUUAACGUCGGCGUAGGAGGAGGCGUGGCCAGCAGUAGUAGUAGCAACAGCAAGGGUGAUAAGUCCAGCACGAUUGGACACGAACAGAAGAACAAUUUCAAUGAUAGAAGACUGCCACAGGCCAUGUGGGCAUAACGAUUACUUAAAUACAGGUUAGUUAAUUAUUUUUAUCGUUGAGAGGCAGGCCGAAGCAGAUGAUAAUACUCUAUAGAAGAGAGCACUCCGCACUGUAAACAGUCAACUCACAGAUUAUACCUAUAGUUAUCACACAACCAUGAUUAUCUACGCAGCAGAAUACUCUACAGCUCACUCACAGUCCUAUAGUAACCAUUAACUACACACAACCCACUUGUACACCAAACACACUCUGAAAAAAAAAAUGGAACGAAUGCUCUCUCACUUAGUAGCAGGUCAGUUUUUAAAGGUUACUCCGGGUAGAUUUUGGCUCUCUCUGUAAGGUCGCGGGGAUGUGAUGAGAUAAAACUCGUUAAAUUUCUUGAUUUUAUGCAAUUUCAAACAUGGUUUCUUUUUCUAAAACUUGUUUAUACAUAACUAGAGGAAUUUGUUUCAGGAAUUCUCUCAAGGUCCUUUUCAAUUUUUUACUUGUUAUUCCUUCUUGGAUUCCUCUCGGAGAUUCUUCCUGAUUCCUACUGGCACUUUUGAAAGAUUUGAAGAAUUAUUCUGGGAUUUUCACGAUAACCCUACAGAAUUUAUUUCCAGAAUUUCUUAUACAGUAUUGAAUUGCUCCCAGAGUACCUCGUAAGAUUUUUUUCCGAAGUUCCUCCUACAAUUCAGACGAAGAAUGGUUCGUGGGACUUCUCCCAGGAUUUACCUCGAGAUUUCCAUAGCAGUUUCUCCCACGAUAUUUCUCUGAUGUUGUCAUGAAACUUCUAAUAAUAUUUCCCUCAGAGUUCUCCAGUGUUCCUCAUGGGGCUUCUCCAGGAGAUCUUCCCUGGAUUUCUCUCAAAGUUUCUAAACGAGUUCUAUUUGAGAUUUCUACUGAAACUCCUCCAACGAUUUAUUUAGAAGUUUUUCACGAAUCUUCUACAAGAAUUGCUCCUGGGAUUUCAUCCUGUAGCUUCUUAACCUUCCGCAACUCGCGCGGUUGGCUACCUGCGUCAGCACCACGCUAAUGCUGAGUACAAAAAGUGAGAUUUUUUCAACGUGUUGUACAAAAUACAACAGCGCGAUCGCUCGAGGGUUAAAUAUACAUGAGCCUUCUCCUAGAGUUUUUCCAGCGAAUUUCAAAAAUGUCUUCCAUGGGAAACUUAUUAAAGGGUUUCCCGAGAUUCCAACUGAAACCUAAACUAUCAGUUUUUUCGGAGUUCUUACCGAGAUUUUUCUUAGAAUAUUUCUUCCGAUUUUUCUCCUGAAAUGCUUCUAGUCUUGGCUCAACUCGUUUACAAUUUAAAGACAUUCGUUGUCAUUCAUCACGUUCAUUGUCGACUUCGUUCGCUUGGCAAUUACCGGAGUUAUUUUGAUAAUUCCUCCAGGUGCUAGCAACUUUCUACAAAAGUUCGUUAAAAAUCGUCAAGAAUUUCCGAUAGAAAUUCCCAUUGGAGUUGCUUGGCGAAUUGCCCCCAAAAACUGGAGAAGUUUCUUCCAGAUUUCUUUCUAUGAUUGAGCCUCAGUUUCUCCAAAAGUUUCUUAGUGUAUUUCGCUUGGAGUUGCUCCAAAAAUGAGUUCAAAAAAUCACUCCAUGUAAUUCACCGCCAAUUUUUCUAGAAGUUGCACCGUUUUUUUUUUUCAAGGAGUAUGGGUGGAAUUUAUUUUUUUUUUUCCACAUUCGGAAUUUUUUGGAAAAUUGGAAAACUUCUCCAGUUAAUCCAUCUGAAAUUUCUUCUGCAAUUAUUUUGAGAAUUUCAUCGGCACUGCCUAUGGAAAUGUAUUUGAUUAUUUCUUUGGGAACUGCUUCGAUUUUUUUUGUGAAUUUCUUCUGAAAGAAUUUUAAGAAUUCCAUUGGCAAUCAUUUCGAUUUUUUCCAAUUUAUUUUUAUUGUUUUGGCCAUUGCUUUGGCAAUGAUUAAAAAAAUGCU